AUGAUUCUGAUCAAAAAGUUCGGAGAGAAUCCUAGCAGCGAAGCAACCAAGUCAAGUGAACAGAAGCCGAACGUGGAAAAAGCUAUAUCCAACACCAGCGGUCUGAAAGAUCGGAUCAGAGCGCUGAAUGAGUCGGGCCAGCAUGUACAAAAGUCGAAUGAGUCGGGAGAUGAAAAGAUGCAUCAGAAAUCACCGCCAGCUGCGGCACAACCAGAGGUGCAGAGCCCAAGUUCGUCAUCCAUCUCGCAAGAGGUGCCACCCUUUGCAGACAGAUUAGCCUCCUUUGCGAAUCAGUCCAGUUCUGAUCCUGUCGAAAGUUCGGAAAGAAAGAAAUCACCGCCAGCUACUAGCCACACGAAACCGAUUCGAAAGGAGUUGGCUGUCCCGGGUUCAAUAGUGCCAGAACCUUCCAAACCCAGCGAGCAUGUUAAGAAGUCUCUAAUGCCCUCAAAGACCUCCUUUGACAAGAACCGAGAACCCUCCGUCUCGAAGAAAAGUCCGCGUGAUGAACAAUUCCGUAAAGAGCACAAGGCAAGUUCGCUCAAGUUCUCGCAUCUGUCUCAGCAGGCUCGAGAAGUUGCAGAAGCUUUGGGUUCUGACGCGGCAGAAGAAUCCGAUGAAGAGCCAGAAAAAGAAGAGGAGGCUGCGGACGGAAGCAUUCGAAAUCAAACAGUUUUCAAUCGUGUCUCCAUGUUUGAAACCGGUGAUGAGGAGCAGCAAUUAGAAACUUCUGUUGAUUCACCCAUGGCAGGUGACAUGGCGGCUGGAUGGGACCUUGAGAAGCUCGCGAGACCGGAGCCCGGAAGGAUUGGAGGAGUCCCGCCCAAAGAAACGAAGAUCGAUACGGCUUCGUUGGAUGUCGGGGAUAUCAAGAAUCGAUGGAAGCAAGGAAACGUUGCAAAGGACGAGAAGAAAACAAAUAGUGCGUCAGAAGAAGCUCUUUUUCGUUGUUACGCUGCUGCGGCGACAAGAACAGGAGGUGUGUAUGAGAUUCAACAAAAAAUGGAACAUCUUGCGGCGGGAAAGCCAGUGCCCAAGAAUACUCCUCCCAAGCAGUCGUCAAAGAUAGCGGAGAUAGCAGAGUCGAUUCACUUCGAUCCGAACACGAUGAUGCCCGGAGCUCAGCAUCCGAGUCUCAAUUACAAUGUCGUAGAGUCAACCAGCCGCGCCAACGAGUGA
Messenger RNA from Guillardia theta CCMP2712, 1179 nucleotides. RefSeq lists its product as hypothetical. Lineage: Eukaryota; Cryptophyceae; Pyrenomonadales; Geminigeraceae. The record is from RefSeq and is a predicted model, not a curated record. The transcript is spliced from 12 exons. The coding region runs from base 1 to 1179 and encodes 392 amino acids.